Cyphellophora europaea CBS 101466 is the source of this 1935-nucleotide messenger RNA. RefSeq lists its product as uncharacterized. NCBI's taxonomy places the organism in Eukaryota, Fungi, Ascomycota, Eurotiomycetes, Chaetothyriales, Cyphellophoraceae. Gene Ontology annotation, molecular function: guanyl-nucleotide exchange factor activity. The transcript has a single exon. Bases 1 to 1935 code for a protein of 644 amino acids. The record is from RefSeq and is a predicted model, not a curated record.
AUGUCCAAGUCGGGGAAUUUGGCGGCUCUCUCGUCGAUCCUCGAUGCUUCCACAGACCUCCCCACCGUCUACUACGCCGAAGACCCUCCCUAUCUGCCCCGUAUCCUCAUCUUCUACUGGCCCGUGCAAGCGGUUGGAUCGCUAGCCUCGACAUCCCGAAUCAGAACAACCAUCCUUAGUGCUGCCGGGUUUAAAGCCUUUCCGGCCUUCUCUGUCGCACCCAGCAGCAGCUACUACUCUGCUGUUCACAAACUUCCCGCCGAUCGACAGCGAGAUGAAGUCUCUCGAGGUAUUGCAUUUGCGCUAUGCAGAUAUUUCUCAGAAGUACCGGGUGACGUCAAGAAUGCCAUAAUGGACGAGAACUUGAAGGAGGGGAUAGGCUUGAAAUGGGGUCAGACACAUGCUGCCCAAGUCACCUGCACCAUGACCAAGGUUCUCAAUGUCGAUGAAGUCCUUGAUGCACUCAGACCCUUCUCCAAGGAGCGGCCCGCGAGUCCAGUCACUCCUGUCAGGCCUCUUGCGUCCAUCAGGAAGACCCGGCCCUCUUUCCUGCCUGCAGAGGGUCCACAGAGAGGCCACGCUACUCCAGCACGGAGGACCCCGAGUUCACAAGCCCGGAGGACUCCCUCUACGUCAACCCCGACGACAAGAAAGAAUGCACCAACCCCGGUGCAUCAGACUGGACCCUCUGCUGAAAAGUUGGAGUCUCUGAGGUUCAAGAUGUGCGAAUUCGUCGACACCGAAGAUCGCUACAUUACGCGGCUCCAGGAGCUGAUCGAAUUGGUUACCAACCAAGGCCGCACGCCAAAGUCGCUGAGUUCCAAAUUCUCGAGCUCUAGCAAGCAGAAGACCGUUAAUGCUAUGAUUCAAUUUCCGUCUCUGCUGGAUAGUCUGAAAGACCUCAAUCUAGCCUUCCUCGACGACAUCGAAGGAGUUCUACAGAAGUCUGAGGAUACUGCUAUUGCAUUUCUGGAUCAAGCUGCACAGUCGGUUGAGCUACACCAACUAGCCAAGGAUCCAAUCGGUGUCUACGCAUUCGCAAAAGUGUUACUGCAACACUUCCCAAAAUUUCUUGUUCCUUAUCGAGAUUACUUGGACCUUCACUCCCUUGUCUCAUCCAACCUCGAUCACUAUCUCAAGGAGGGCAUAACGUCCAUACAACAAGCCCCGUCUCUCCUCAUGGAACCCGCUCAACGAAUCUCUAGGUACGGUCUCUAUAUUGACACCAUGCUACCACACGUACCUCCAACAUCUACCAUGGCAAUCCGGACGCUGGAGAAAGCUCGCAAGAUUAUCGCCGAAAUUUGCGAAAUGGAACCCGCGGCAUCCGCUAUUCUUGACUCUGUACGUAUCGAGCAUGAAGCCAAGAGGCGGGCCUACUCGCCGACAAAACUCCUUUCGGGUCUAACCAGGACCUACGGUUCGGUCCGUGAGGCGCCUGCCCACGGCAGUACCAAGGAGCGUGGUGAAGCAGCUCCUCGGAUUUUCCAUAGCUUGGGGAGAAGUUUGAGCCGCAAGCACAAGAGCCGGCCUGGCUUACACGGCAUUCUGACUGAACAAGAGACACAUUCGAGGAACAAUUCGCAGACCUCAACACGAGUGCCGACUUCCAAUGACAGCAGGCCUGUCACCUCUAGCUCCGGCACAUCGUUCGGAUCGCUGAACAAGCGUCCUCCGACCGCCGGCUCCUCAAAGUCUGGCGCAUCAGCUUCACGCUUGAAUCUAGAUUCUAUCCCCUCACUACCACCUGCACCAGCAGAUCCGGUAGAAGCGAAGGAAAACUCCGGCGCAGCUGCUGGUACGCUGGAGCACUACAAAGCAGCUCUCAUGCGGGUCGAGGAGGAGAACUACAAGCUCCUGCAGGAGAAUGCGGAGCUCAAGCGGCAGAUUCGAGAGUGCUCGUGUGGCGGCGCGCUGCAUGGUAGAGUGAGCUAG